This is a messenger RNA of Suillus paluster, 1357 nucleotides long. RefSeq names its product chaperonin 10-like protein. Gene Ontology annotation, biological process: D-sorbitol catabolic process. Gene Ontology annotation, molecular function: L-iditol 2-dehydrogenase (NAD+) activity; zinc ion binding. The coding region runs from base 59 to 1186 and encodes 375 amino acids. The transcript is spliced from 11 exons. The record is from RefSeq and is a predicted model, not a curated record. Lineage: Eukaryota; Fungi; Basidiomycota; Agaricomycetes; Boletales; Suillaceae.
UGUCUGCAGACCAGUCAUCUUCCCCAGGCCCCUCAACCCCCACUUUGUUCUGCUCAUCAUGUCUGAUAACCCAUCGUUCGUGCUCAAAGGCGUCCUGGAUGUUGAGAUUCAGCAAAAGCCCGUUCCAGAGAUUAACGCCAACGAGGUUCUCGUUGAAGUGAAGAAGACUGGAAUUUGCGGAUCAGAUGUGCACUUCCUUGUCCAUGGAAGGAUCGGUGAUUUUGUUGUAGAGAAGCCCAUGGUGCUCGGUCACGAGGCAGCAGGCGUGAUCUUCAAAGUUGGUUCCAGCGUGACCAAUGUCAAGGUGGGUGACCGAGUAGCGAUGGAGCCUGGUGCAACAUGUCGCAAGUGCGAAGCGUGUAAGGAGGGUCGCUACCAGCUUUGCCCCGACGUUGUAUUUGCUGCUACUCCUCCCACAGACGGCACUCUCGCUCGUUACUACCGACUCCCGUCUGAUCUCGCUUACCCACUUCCACCAAACCUCAGUCUUGAGGAUGGAGCGAUGAUGGAACCUCUUUCUGUGGCAGUCCAUGCCGUCUCGAAGCUCGGUGCUUUGCGGUCAAAUCAGUCCGUCGCCGUCUUCGGUUGUGGACCGGUUGGACUACUCUGUAUGGCCGUCGCGAAAGCUCUUGGCGCUUCUCGUGUCAUCGCUGUUGAUAUCGUUCCUAGCCGUCUCGAAUUUGCCAAAGCAUACGCUGCAACUGACGUUUUCCUCCCUCCUUCUAUGGAGAAGGAUGAGUCGAGAGUUGCAUUCUCGAUGCGCAAUGCCCAGGCGAUGAAGGAGAAGCUCGGAAUCGCCGAGCGCGGACCUCGGGCGAUUGACCUGGUUUUGGAUGCCUCUGGUGCAGAGGUCUCUAUUCAGACUGGUAUCCGGAUCGCCAAGAGGGGUGGUACCUUCGUCCAAGUUGGCAUGGGCAACCCCGAUAUCACCAUUGAUAUAUUUGCUGUCAUUUGCAAGGAGCUCGUCCUCAAGGGCUCCUUCCGAUACGGCCCCGGCGACUACCCUCUCGCCAUCGCCCUUGCUGCGUCGGGCAAGGUCGACGUCAGACCCCUUGUCUCGCACCGCUUCCCCUUCACGCAAGCACGUGAGGCGUUUGAAACUACCCGCAACGGUAAGAGCCCCGAUGGCAAGGGGGUCAUCAAGGCCAUCAUCUCGGGACCUGAUGUCGACAUCAAUGAGGCUUGAAAAACGUGAAGUAUUAAGAAAACAUAUCACGGACGUCAUUCAUGUAUUUCGAUUGUCAUUCUGUUAUUUGUAAUGGAUGCGUAUUUGUUGUUUUGAUGAUUUGCUUGGUCACGGUGAUCGUUAGUAGAUGCAAGACUUAAGGGCGGCUGCGUCAUGGGUAAGGGUAAAACG